AUGUCGACAAGGAAAUCCAAAUGGGAAUCUGACGAAGAGUCACCCAGCACACCCACCACUAAACGACACAAGAAAACGUCCACAGAAAAGAAACACCACACAUCACGCCAUGCUUCCCCUUCUGUCACCACCCAUGACACGUCAAAAACAAAAGCAACACCAGCACCAGCACCAGCAUUAGCCAAACCCAUGCCACGUCGUUCAACAAGUCGACCAUUUAUUGAGGGUUGUCGAAGUGUGGAUCGAUUCGAGCGUCUAAACAGGAUCGAGGAAGGAUCGUAUGGUAUUGUGUUUCGUGCACGAGACCGUGAUAGUGGAGACGUGGUGGCUCUGAAGAAGCUGAAGCUCGAUAAGGAAAAGAAUGGGUUCCCAGUGACCAGUUUACGAGAGAUCUACACCUUGAUCAAUGUCAAGCAUCCAAAUAUCGUUAAUGUACGGGAGAUUGUUAUGGGGAAUCAUCUUGAUCAAGUGUAUAUUGUCAUGGAUUUCAUUGAACACGACCUCAAGACAUUGAUGACGGAUAUGCGCACCCCUUUUCUACAGUCCGAAGUCAAGACAUUGAUGCUGCAAUUACUCUCUGCUGUUGCUCUGUUGCAUGACAACUGGAUCAUCCAUCGUGAUUUGAAAACGAGCAAUUUACUUUUGAAUAAUCGAGGUGAAAUCAAAGUGGCAGACUUUGGCUUGGCACGCAAGUACGGUAGUCCAUUAGGUCAUAUGACUCAGCUGGUCGUUACAUUGUGGUAUAGAGCACCCGAGCUUUUGCUAGGCACCAAACAAUAUACCACGGCGGUGGAUAUGUGGUCCAUUGGAUGUAUAUUUGCUGAGCUGAUCAACAAUGAACCUCUGGUAUCAGGCCGUAGCGAAAUUGAUCAAAUAGACAAGAUAUUUAAAUUAUUGGGUGCACCCAACGAGAAGAUCUGGCCAGGAUUUAUGGAACUGCCCUAUGCGAAAAACAUCUCUAUGAACAACCAAUCAUCAUAUAGCAGCUUGCGUAGUCGAUUUCCUUAUCUCACAGAAGCCGGUCUAGAUUUGCUGUCCAAACUACUUACAUAUGAUCCUGAGCAGCGUAUCACAGCCGAGCAAGCUCUCAAUCAUCCCUAUUUCAGUGAGAGUCCUCCUCCCAAAGAUCCUGCAUUAUUCCCGACUUGGCCAUCCAAAGGAUCUGGUGAAAAGAGGAAGAUAUACAGCCCGUCCGCACCACAAGGCGUCCAUUCAGGCUUGGAUGAUGAUAACGAUCCUACCUUGGCGGGUACCUUAUUUGCUGGACAGUCUGAAUCAGCUGGUUUCCGAUUAAAGUUGGCUUGA
Messenger RNA from Lichtheimia ornata, 1305 nucleotides. RefSeq lists its product as uncharacterized. Gene Ontology annotation, molecular function: ATP binding; cyclin-dependent protein serine/threonine kinase activity. Gene Ontology annotation, cellular component: nucleus. NCBI's taxonomy places the organism in Eukaryota, Fungi, Mucoromycota, Mucoromycetes, Mucorales, Lichtheimiaceae. Gene Ontology annotation, biological process: protein phosphorylation; regulation of mitotic cell cycle. The transcript is spliced from 7 exons. Bases 1 to 1305 code for a protein of 434 amino acids. The record is from RefSeq and is a predicted model, not a curated record.